Molecule: messenger RNA, 2681 nt
Organism: Manduca sexta (tobacco hornworm)
Lineage: Eukaryota; Metazoa; Arthropoda; Insecta; Lepidoptera; Sphingidae
Gene: Pgi
Product: glucose-6-phosphate isomerase
Exons: 12
Coding region: 14-1768 (584 amino acids)
Biological process (GO): glycolytic process; glucose 6-phosphate metabolic process; gluconeogenesis
Cellular component (GO): cytosol
Molecular function (GO): carbohydrate derivative binding; glucose-6-phosphate isomerase activity; monosaccharide binding
Source: RefSeq, a predicted model, not a curated record
GGAUGUCAUUGAAAUGUCAAAAAGACGUUCGUUAUCAGCACUUUUAGUCCAGUUCCGAUCACGUCGAACUUUCUCUACUCGUAUAAUUCAUCUAAAAGCUAUGGAGCCUAAAGUGAGCCUUAGAAAUGACCCAGCAUAUCAAAAACUGCAAGAAUAUUAUAACGCAAACGCAGAAAAAAUAAACAUUUUGCAACUAUUCCAAGAUCCCGGCCGCUUCAAUGAGUUCAGCCUACGCAUUCCCACACCAAGUGAUGGUGACAUUCUUCUGGACUAUUCCAAGAACAGAGUGGACAAGGAAGUUAUGGGUCUGCUAUUCAAUCUGGCCAAGAGCCGCAAUGUGGAACAAGCCAGGGAUGCUAUGUUCACCGGUGAAAAGAUAAACUUCACGGAGAACCGUGCGGUAUUGCACAUUGCGCUCCGUAACCGCCAGAACCGGCCUAUCUUGGUGAACGACAAGGAUGUCACUCCCGACGUGAACGCCGUGUUGAAACACAUGAAGGAGUUCUCACACCAGGUCAUCAGCGGAGAAUGGAAAGGAUACACCGGCAAGUCGAUUACGGAUGUGGUUAACAUUGGCAUCGGCGGCUCGGACCUCGGCCCGCUGAUGGUCACCGAGGCGCUCAAACCUUAUGCCAACCACCUCAAGGUCCACUUCGUGUCCAAUAUUGAUGGGACCCACCUGGCUGAGGUGCUAAAGAAACUAAACCCUGAGACGGCGCUGUUCAUCAUCGCGUCCAAGACCUUCACCACCCAGGAGACCAUCACCAACGCCACCUCCGCCAAGAACUGGUUCCUCGACGUCGCUAAGGAUCCCUCAGCAGUGGCGAAGCAUUUCGUAGCGCUGUCCACUAACGGCGAGAAAGUGACUGCUUUCGGCAUCGACUCUAACAAUAUGUUCGGGUUUUGGGACUGGGUUGGUGGCAGAUAUUCUCUAUGGUCUGCUAUCGGUCUGUCUAUCUCCCUCUAUAUCGGAUAUGACAACUUUGAGAAGCUUCUAGAAGGAGCCAACUUCAUGGACCAGCAUUUCACAUCCGCCCCGCUUGAGAAGAAUGCGCCAGUGAUCCUAGCUCUGCUCGGCGUCUGGUACAGCAACUUCUACGGCGCGGAGACACACGCGCUGCUGCCUUACGACCAGUAUUUACAUAGAUUCGCAGCAUACUUCCAGCAAGGCGACAUGGAGAGUAACGGCAAGUAUGUGACCCGCUCGGGGGCACAAGCGGACUACUCCACCGGACCCAUCGUGUGGGGAGAGCCCGGGACCAACGGGCAGCACGCCUUCUACCAGCUCAUACACCAGGGCACCAGAUUGAUACCGUGCGACUUCAUUGCGCCGGCGCAGUCGCACAACCCGAUCUCGAACGGGUUGCACCACAAGAUCCUGCUGGCCAACUUCUUAGCGCAGACUGAAGCUCUCAUGAAGGGCAAGACAGCUGAGGAGGCUAAAGCGGAAUUGGAGAAGUCAGGCAUGGCUCCCGAGGCGGUGGCGAAGAUUCUCCCUCACAAAGUGUUUAAAGGCAAUCGCCCCACCAACUCGAUAGUCGUGAAGAAAGUAUCCCCAUUCACUCUUGGGGCUUUGAUUGCCCUAUACGAACACAAGAUCUUCACGCAAGGAGUGAUCUGGGACAUUAACUCGUUCGACCAGUGGGGAGUCGAGUUGGGCAAGCAACUCGCCAAGGCCAUUGAGCCAGAACUGCAGGACAGUAACCCAGUAUCUUCUCAUGACGCCUCCACCAACGGCCUCAUAAACUUCUUGAAGGAAAACUUCUAAUUACUGACUGUAUGACGUCAUUCGAACAAAUAUGUUUCGUUACGGUAUUAUUUUAAUGCUAUAUUUUAAAAUAUUGAUAUUUUAAUAUACAUGAAAAAAAUCUUUGUACGCCUUUAUAAGCAUAUUGACAUAAUUAAAGCGAGGGCAAAAAAAUAAAAUUUAUGAAUAAUAUAGUCGAAAUUCGAUGUAUUUAUUUAUUAUUUAGAACUUUGAAUAUUUUUUCUUUUAAAAAUGACGUCACAUAAUCGUUUUGUAGACAAUUAUUUAAGUUCAUGUCUCAUUAUUUAUUAAGUGUAGUAAUGUAGUGAUCGUUCGAUACUUUUGUGUAUCGCGUGAUAUCUCACUUAAUGAAGCUUAAUAUCGCUCGGCCUUUGUAUUAUCGUCGCUAAGUCACUAUGACAUAACUUUUAAUGUAAUUUUUCACAAUGUCCAUAAAUGGCAUUAAUACUAACAAAGUGAAUAUCAAGUAUCUAAAUACAAAUAUUUUGUCGUCUUUAUAAUAUGAAUCAGUAAUCUUAAAAGUGUAUUUAAAAUAACUUUGAUAAAUCCAUUCAAAAAUAAAUUGAUCAAGUUUUGAAAUCUGGUAGUAGCGAUAACUGUUAAAUAACAGAAUAGGAUGCACGUAGUAAGCCAUGACGUCACCGGGUGUAACGUUAUGGGUCUAAAAAAGAGAUAGCGAGAUCCCCCCACAUCGACUGUUGUUUACGGCCAUAUUUAAAUUAAAUACUUGCCUUUUUAUUCAAGCAAUUUUGGUUGUGUUUUCACAUUGCUUUUCGUAUUAUAUUUUGUUAUAAGUAAUGCACAAAAAAAACAGGAAGUCCUUAUUUAGAAUUUUGAACUCAUUUUGAACUUCACUUUGCUCUACCUUAGAAAACUUUGCGACGAGGUUGUAUCUUCAAUAUGAUUCUCACAA